CUCCAAUGAGGGAGGUCUAUGCAGUCGUCGUCGCUCAGUAAACCCAGUCCGGUCGACGAGUUUCGCGACGCGCGUCCUUUUGUCUUCGGCGAUCCAGCGCUUAAUUAACUGCUCGAUCAUGUUGUGACGGAUGCACGGACGUGUAUCGCCAACGCGUCGCGUCUGCAACUGCUCUCCGACACCGCGAGGAUGUACGCGCGAUAGGGAACGUCAUCUCCGUAGACUCCGAGUUCGCAGCUCCGUCGACUCCGCGCAACAGAUGUGACCAUCGUAUGCGUCUCGUUCUUUAUAUUUAGUUAACCAAGAUUUUCUCAGUUGGUAACUUAUAGCCGAUUCGGAUAUCCGCAGUGUUGUGCUCCUCGUCAAGAAACGUAACAAUAACAAUAAUUAGAAUACGCAUGACAAAUGUAUAUCUCGGAUACUAUUGACAUGAGAUAAAAACCAUUUAAAUGGCCAACUCGUAGAUAAUAUUGGAUGUUCACAGAAAAAUAAAAUAAAUCUUGUAAAAAAACCUACAUUUGCGUCAUCAACGAAAAUCGUUUAUCGUUCUAAAGACUUACCUGCGACUUAUUAAGGGCACCGAAUUGUAUGCGAGGAGUAAAAAGCGUAGGACAGAGAAUUCCUUUGUCCUUUGAAGCAGUGCGGAAGAAAAAGAAGAAACAAGGAGAGAAGCUGAAAGAGAAGAAGAGAGAAAAAGAGAGAGUGAACUGAACAGAGCAACACGCGGUCGAGUUUCUAUCUUGGAGUGUACCUGCCGCGGGAAUAAGACAAGGACGACGAGUAAACCGAGAAAGAGAGAAAGAGAGAGGAAGAGAGACGCUUUACACGCCGGUGAACGGUCGUCGUUGUCGUUGCCAGCGGCAAAGGGCAACAACCACGCUGCAGCCGGAGUUUCUACCUCCUUCUACUCAAGGCCAGGGCAUCGCGGCCCACGCGGUCCUUUGUAAGCUUCGUCAAGGGCCGGAUCAGACGUGCCGGAGUGACAGCUAUCGUGCGCGAAAUGCUCCGAAAUUGGCGAAGGUAGAUCAGACCGUGAGGAUCGUAUCUCGACAGAUCGAGCGAAAGAGUGAGAGAAAGAAAGGAGGAACGUGAAGGAUAGUGUGAGAAAAGUGUUUUUAUUUUUCUCGUGACCAUGCAGAGGCAGAGGUUACUACCGGACGCCAUGACAACGAUGGUUAGGGCAGCUGUUCUCGCAGCUGUCCUGGGACAACUUUUGGGUCCCAGCGUGGCCAGCAGGCCCGCCGGUGCCCAUCCCGGACACGCAUAUUUCGAGCAACCGUGCUGCGGACGUUCUCACCUCAGGCAUCACAAAGAACACGUGCGGGAAUUCAGCUGCGGCAUGCUGUACUACAGGACGCUCUACCUGGACAGUAAGAGGGAUGCCCUAUACGUCGGAGCUAUGGACAAGAUCUUCAGGCUAAAUCUGAGUAACAUCAGUCAUUCCAAUUGCGAGAGAGACGCUCUGAAUCUGGAACCUAGCAAUGUGGCAAAUUGCGUGUCCAAAGGCAAAUCAGAGCAUUUCGACUGUCGAAAUCAUAUAAGAGUGAUACAGCCGAUGGGAGACGGCAAUCGCCUUUACAUGUGUGGUACGAACGCACAUUCACCUAAGGAUUGGGUGAUUUAUAGCAAUCUGACUCACUUACCGCGCCACGAGUUUGUCCCGGGAGUGGGAAUGGGUAUCGCGAAGUGCCCUUAUGACCCUGCGGACAAUUCGACGGCGGUCUGGGUCGAGAAGGGCAAUCCCGGAGACCUGCCAGCUCUUUAUUCCGGCACGAACGCCGAGUUCACCAAAGCCGAUACCGUAAUCUUCCGCACGGAUCUCUACAAUCUGACUACCGGUCGUAAGACAUAUAGCUUCAAGAGGACACUCAAGUACGACUCCAAGUGGCUCGAUAAACCGAACUUCGUGGGUUCGUUCGACAUUGGCAGCCACGUGUUCUUCUUUUUCCGCGAGACCGCGGUCGAAUACAUAAACUGCGGUAAAAGUGUGUAUUCCCGCGUGGCGAGAGUCUGCAAGAGGGACACUGGCGGUAAAAAUAUACUCUCGCAGAAUUGGGCCACAUACCUCAAGGCCAGAUUGAAUUGCUCGAUACCUGGCGAGUUCCCGUUUUAUUUCAACGAAAUACAGAGCAUUUAUAAGGUGCCGGGUGACGAUACGCAUUUCUAUGGUACCUUCACCACAUCGACGAAUGGGUUAAUGGGUUCCGCGAUAUGUUCCUUCCACAUUGACGCCAUCCAAGAGGCUUUUCGCGGAAAGUUCAAAGAGCAAGCAACUAGCAGUAGCGCGUGGCUACCAGUCUUGUCCAACAAGGUUCCAGAACCGCGCCCGGGUCAAUGUGUCAACGACACAGAGACGUUGCCGGACACCGUCCUGAAUUUCAUAAGAUCCCAUCCGCUGAUGGACUCCGCGAUUUCGCACGAGAACGAGAAACCGGUCUUCUACAAGCGGGACGUCAUGCUUACGCGAUUGGUCGUCGAUAAACUGCGCAUCGACUUCGUGGGCAUUGAUUUGGAUUAUACUGUCUACUACGCCGGCUCUAGUGAUGGCCGCGUCCACAAAGUUGUACAGUGGAUCGACAAUAAUGGCGAAUCCCAGUCGAUCUUGCUGGAUGUUUUCGAUGUCACGCCUGGCGAGCCGAUACAGGCGAUGGAGAUCUCGAAGGAACAUAAGGCUCUCUACGUUGCAUCGGAUCAUCGGAUAAAGCAGAUCGAUCUGGUAAUGUGCACUCGACGAUACGACAACUGCCUGCGAUGCGUCCACGAUCCUUACUGUGGAUGGGAUAAGGACUCAAACACGUGUAAACCUUACGAACCAGGUCUUCUUCAAGACGUGUCGAACACCACGGCAGACGUUUGCGACAGCAGCGUCGGCAAACGGAAACUGGUUGUCACGUGGGGCCAGUCGGUGCAUCUGGGUUGCUUCGUGAAGAUGCCGGAGGUCCUGGCGAACCAAGAGGUGCGGUGGUACCAUUACAGCAAAGAGAAGGGAAGGUAUCAGAUCGCGUACAAGUACGGCGCCGGCGGCGACAAAUUCAUCGAGACUUCGGAGAAGGGUCUGGUAAUCGUCGGCGUGAACGAGCAGGACGCCGGCAGAUACGACUGUUGGCUCGGCGGUGCUCUCCUGUGUUCGUACAACAUCACUGUGGACGCGCACAGAUGUUCGGCGCCUGCCAAGUCCAAUGACUAUCAGAAGAUUUAUUCCGACUGGUGUCACGAGUUCGAAAAGUACAAGUCGGCGAUGAAGAGCUGGGAAAGAAAGCAAGCGCAAUGCGCCUCGAGACAGAACGACAGCAAUCAGAAUUUACACACGAACGAGGUGUACGGCACGCCCCUCGUCUGAUGGAGCCGAUCAUUGGGUCCCUCGUCGAGCCGAGAUUACGAUGAUACGAUGAUACGCAUAAGCGUCCCGCCAAGGAAUCGCGGCUGGACCACAACCGGUUGGAUCGGCCUGGCCUUCUUGUUGGCCGGUCACGCCACUGCGCUUGGCCCGCUGGUUACUCGAGGACUCUUAAGUGACUGAAGUCGGUCCAAACGGUGAACUGAAUACGUAAAAGGUGUGAAGAACGUAUGAUCGAUCGUGUAUACUAUUAUCCACGUGCCACGGUGCCCGAGAGCUUCUCGUCGGCGCUGCCGAUCGCGAGUGACCAUCGAGUUUAUUGGCGAUCGGUGACCCGCAAGAAUAUUCCAGUUCCGUUCUCGUCGCGCAUCCAACUUUCCGUUACGUGUAUAUAUAUGUAUACAUAUAUACAUAUAUAUAGAUAUAUAUAUAUCGUACUCGUCUCGCUGUAAAUAGACGUGUCGCGUGCGAUCCGCGAAAGUGAGACCGGACGCUGGACGCCGCGAAAGAAGCGCGGAGUCAGCGGGACAAUCCUCGGCUCGUAAAUUUCGAUACGAUUGCGCAAUCACGCGGAGUGAUGUUCCUCGGGGUGAAUGAACGAUACCUUUUGUGCCGAAGAAUCAUGGAUAAAGUCCUGAUUCCUCUCACAUCUGGACCGGUCGAUGCUGCAUGGAGAAACGCACAGUUUUCUUUCCUUGAACUUUUAAUUAAUUUUGCGAGAUGGGAGGGAAUUUUAUGUGUACAUAUGAUAUUGAAGCCUCAUUUACGGAAGACGACGCAACGUUGAUCGUGAUAUCAUCGUGACCAAGAUAUCGAUUAUCGAUAAAACAUCAAAAUUAAGCGGUGCGUCAAAAGGAGAAUGGCGCGUUACCUUGCAGUUGUUUUCGCAUCCGGAAGAUAGAAGCGACCGACAACACAAACGAAGUCGAGAUGGAGCUUCCCUACAACGGAGGUGGGAGCAUCGAUUGGAGAAUAGUUGCAAACGGCUCGCACCCGCGAGGCUGAGAGGAAGCGGUGGCGUCAGACGAGGAAAGAAAGGUAAAACGUUAGAAAGGAGAAAAAAAAACGAAACGUGACCAACGGCGCGUUUACGACGUCACGCAGGUUACAUAUGAGAUUAUUAUCGGCUUUAGAGACCUUCAUGCGAGCCGCCGCUGCGCUGCUGCACUCGCGCGACGCUGGUUAGCUUUCCAUAUCACGUUCGCCGCUUUUGCGGCGCACACACGCCUAUUUUCUACCUGCACCCUUCAGACCCACCCACUCAGCUCUCGUAUCCCUGCGCACCUCCGCGUUUUCCUUCGUUUUUUCUUUCAUAUAUCGCAUCUCGACGAUCGCGCGAGCUACUGCCUGUUAUCUUUUGUUUGCGAGAACCUUCGUGCCGUUUUGAUCAUCACCAUUAUUCUUCAUGUACGAGCGAAACGAGCAUACGAUGACGCCGUGUUUUUAUUCCCGCGCAUUCGCAUUAUGUCGACAAAAGUGCGUCGUAUUCGCGUGUCGCUUCGUGUCGCGCGGAACCCUCGAAAAAAUUGACAUACUCCAGUUCGCGAGGAACCACCUCGAGUACCUUCACGACGCGUCAUCGUCGAGAACCAAACAUUCCUUCCCCGUUCCCCUCCUUUAAAUCAAGGUGCUACGCGGGUUUAUUUCCUUUAAAGAAAACCGAUAAGAAUCGUAGUUUCAGAUCCACGUAUACAUUUCUUUCAAACGCAAGUAACCCCGUCUGUUCUUUUUUUUAUCCGAUCCUUUCCUCACAGACAUACACGCGCGUGCACGAGAAAAACGCGUUACACGCCUAACGAGCGAUUAACGGCGAUCGUUAUAUACGCGCCCGUGCACUGUACAUAAUACCGGACUUGGGAGUCACGUGUACACAUUUUCCGCUUAGAUAAGUCUAAUAUUAGCGUAGAGGCUAUACAUGUUUGCUUAUAAGUUUUCGAUGAACAUGGCCAGAGAGAUCUCUCGUUGCAUCCCGCGGUAUCGCUGAGUAAACCGGAGUAACGACCGCCAAUAAAACUAAACGCGGUGCUGGGGAACAUCGAGGCGAGCGAUCGUUUCGACGACUUCCGGACUUGAGGUUGCGCGGGCUAUUGGACCCAGCAUUGCGCUUUUUUAUCCGCAUACAUGCAACAUGUACAUGUUUCGGCAUAGAAAAGCUUAUAGCAUAGGACGCGCAUCGUCCGUGAAGUCUGCUUCGCCCGAAAACUGAAACUUUGACAUAUUUGCCGUUAUAUUUGGUUUAUCUUAAGAUAUCAAAUACAUUGAUUAUUACUUUUCUUUUUUAUUUUACUACCGUUAGCUUUCAUUACGCUCUGUUUUGUUAUACCGCUCGAGAGCUUCUUUCGGACAUGGGAACGGGCGUUUCCGACUUCGUGAUUAUCUGUACAUAGAUAAUAGCGUUAUAUUUUUAUAAAAA
This is a messenger RNA of Mycetomoellerius zeteki, 5750 nucleotides long. RefSeq names its product Semaphorin 2a (gene Sema2a). Gene Ontology annotation, molecular function: semaphorin receptor binding; chemorepellent activity. The record is from RefSeq and is a predicted model, not a curated record. Gene Ontology annotation, cellular component: plasma membrane. The coding region runs from base 1133 to 3340 and encodes 735 amino acids. The transcript is spliced from 11 exons. Gene Ontology annotation, biological process: axon guidance; negative chemotaxis; positive regulation of cell migration. Lineage: Eukaryota; Metazoa; Arthropoda; Insecta; Hymenoptera; Formicidae.